AUGUUGAUGUGUACGAUGCUCCAUAUCUUGAUACGUACCUGCCCAGUGGAUGGAUUAUCUUGUAUCUUUUAUUUGUUGCAUGAAUAUUUUGUUAAGUGGACUGUAUAUCGGUCUCUAGAUGAGACUAAUUUGCUGACUACUUUGCUGGUUCUAGGCCUUUUAAUUCAGGCCAGAUGUUGUGAAUGUGUCUUUUGUAAUGAGCAGGCUGAAAGAGGAAGUCUGGUGUUAUGUAAAUCAGGAAAUGAGUCUUUUAAUAGCAGAUACUUUGAAUACAAGAACUUUACAUGGCAGGACCUGAUGCAGAUCAGUUAUCAACAGCAGCAACAAAUUGAGAUUAAGAAACUACGACAGGGAGAUCAUCUGAUCCUGGGCUUCAGCAUCGGAGGAGGGAUAGACCAGGAUCCUGGUCAGAACCCUUUCUCUGAGGACAAGACUGACAAAGGUAUCUAUGUGACCAGGAUAACACCGGGAGGACCAGCAGAGGCGGCAAACUUGAUGAUGGGAGACAAAAUAUUGCAGGUGAACGGCUGGGAUAUGACCAUGGUGCCCCAUGACAAGGCUCGUAAAAGACUAACAAAUAAAAAGGAGGAUGUGGUACGACUACUGGUAACCAGAAAGACACUGGAGGAAGCUGUCAAGCAUUCCAUGGGUUACCCCAACCAAUGCCACUGAGACACUACACUUCCAAAGCAAUCGCCAACGACUGAACACACUCUGAUUAUCUGAUUAUCCCACAAAUCCAGAUGAUGUUUGCACCAACUACCACACCACAGACACCAGACAGGGUUUAGAUGACAUAUUCAGAUGCCUGAAGCUGCACAAGUCAGUGUUUGACAACCAUCACAUCAUCAAUUUCCUUUUGAGUUUUUUUUACAUUUAGCAUAUCCAUAUGUAACUUUCUGAAUCAUAUACAGAGAAUAAUCUCUGAAUAAUAAUACAGAGAUUUAUAGCAAGUCAGUAAAUCCACCUCUGCUGUCCAGUUAAUUGUAAGCAGAAAAAUAACAACACUUGCUGAGGUUUUUGUAUUGUGUGCACUCAAAGUUAAUGCCACAGACAAUUCCUGUGAUUCCUGUUUGUUUGAAAAACCGCAAACUCAUCUUUUCCUCCUACAUUUUACCUAAUAUAGCUUUAAUCAAGAACAUUCAUUGCUGUUAAGCAUUUUAUUCAAUUUAAAUCAAAUGCAAAAUACCUCAAAACAAAAAAGCCUCAAAACACUCAAGUAUGUGAUUAAAAUAUGAAAAGAAUGUUUAUCCUCAUGUUUGUUUUUCCAUUUUUACAAAAGAGGAAAUUGUCUACUUUUUUGGCCCAAUUUCCUCUAUGAUGUUAAAAGUG
Solea senegalensis (Senegalese sole) is the source of this 1332-nucleotide messenger RNA. Its product is annotated as tax1-binding protein 3-like. Bases 1 to 672 code for a protein of 223 amino acids. Gene Ontology annotation, biological process: neurotransmitter receptor transport, endosome to postsynaptic membrane; neurotransmitter receptor transport postsynaptic membrane to endosome. The record is from RefSeq and is a predicted model, not a curated record. Gene Ontology annotation, cellular component: postsynaptic membrane; postsynaptic density; adherens junction. The transcript has 4 exons. Lineage: Eukaryota; Metazoa; Chordata; Actinopteri; Pleuronectiformes; Soleidae. Gene Ontology annotation, molecular function: protein binding.